CAGUUUUCUUAAACUCGUCAUUCAUUCAGCUGCUGCUUGUAGGCUUAUCAUCAAGUGAAGUUGUUUCUGCUUAUGAAGUAGCACGCACUUAAUCUAUAAAUUUCCAUUGAUUAGUUAAGUAAUAAUUGAAACAAAGUUUGUACAUUUUACUAAAGAUGGCAAAUACUAACUCUGACGGCAGACUGGUAGCACUAAAUGAAUUAAAAUUGAAACUCGCAGAACACCAGAAAUUAGCUAAGGCCAAGAAUAUUUUCGACGACGCGUGGCUAACUGGAUUUCUUAACGGGACAAAGUACGAUGUAGACGGUGCAAUAAAAUGCUUGGAGCAAUUUAUCUACAUUAGGACGAAAAAGUAUAGACAAUUUUCUGUAAAAUAUAUGAACCCCUUAACGUUGACAGCAUUGGAUGUGGGUUGCAUAAGAACUUUAAAAUACUCGGAUGAGAAGGGCAGGCGAAUAGGUGUCGGACAAUUCACUUUUUGGGAUGCCUCCAAAUAUAAUGCGUACGAGGUCCUCGCGGAGUGUGUCCUCCACAUGGACGAAUCCAUGCGGAGUUAUUUGACAGGUUCGGUAGGAAACGAAUGCAUCGUAAUCCUAGAUUUGGCUGGACUUGGCAUCCAGCACAUUCGACAAGGGACGCCGAGUAAAAUUGUGCAAUAUUUUGAUUUUUUUCUGAACAAUAUUCCAGUCCGAAUUGCAGGAAUCCACUUGCUCAACAUGUGCACCCUUGGAAAGUUUUUCUUAUCCGUGUGCAAACGAUGUUUGAAGGAAAAACUACGUAGCCGGAUUUACAUCCACAAUGAUUUGGAGUCGUUUCAUGGUUUGAUCCCCACUUCCGCUCUACCUUUAUCGCUUGGAGGUGAUCUCAAUGGCGAAGAUGCUUAUGAAAAUGAGUUUGUUUCAAGAAUUCGUGGUCAGCAAACGUUUUACAAAAGGAUUGCAGAUUUGGCAAUGAAUUCAUAAGUAGUUCAGAUAAGGUGGCAUUGGGUGAAAUGAAUAAUUUAAUUGUGUCAAUAUUUAUAACGAUGUUCUUUGUUUCCUUAAUGCAACAUUUAAUAAAAUAUAUGUGAAGUCAUUAUUUUUUUAAACUA
This is a messenger RNA of Folsomia candida, 1090 nucleotides long. Its product is annotated as alpha-tocopherol transfer protein-like. Bases 156 to 962 code for a protein of 268 amino acids. The transcript has 6 exons. Gene Ontology annotation, molecular function: phosphatidylinositol bisphosphate binding. Gene Ontology annotation, cellular component: membrane. The record is from RefSeq and is a predicted model, not a curated record. NCBI's taxonomy places the organism in Eukaryota, Metazoa, Arthropoda, Collembola, Entomobryomorpha, Isotomidae.